Messenger RNA from Leptopilina boulardi, 3068 nucleotides. RefSeq lists its product as uncharacterized. NCBI's taxonomy places the organism in Eukaryota, Metazoa, Arthropoda, Insecta, Hymenoptera, Figitidae. Bases 1178 to 2689 code for a protein of 503 amino acids. The record is from RefSeq and is a predicted model, not a curated record. The transcript is spliced from 2 exons.
AUACGGAAUAAAUUAUAUAUUUUUUAAAAUGAAGGAAAUAAAAUAUACACAUAAUUGCGUCGACCAACAGUAUAAGCAAGUUACUCUUACAAUAAACGAACUAAAAUAAUGAAAAAUGAAUUUAUAAUAAGAAAUUGUAACGAAAAGAAAUUAUAUUUAAAAUACUUCUUAAAACUACAACUUUGUUAUAAAAUAAAUAAAACUACUCUAAUCGUUUAAACAGGAGUUUUUAUUAUUUCGAAUAUAUUAAUUAAAAUUUUCUCCACAUUACACGCGGCCGGGUGAAAAGCUUUCUGAGUUCAGAAUUUAAUAAUUGAUAAAAAAAAUUUAAAUAUAGCUUCGGACUCAACAACUCCAAAAAUUCGUAGAUACACUAAAACGUCAAUCGAGAACAGACGAAUGUGUAGUGCUGUUCUCGAUUGACGCGAUUUUUAUCGCUCGAAAAUAAAAACACUCAGGGCCGUAUGAAGAGCCUUACGCAACAAUGUGAAUUUUAUCUAGGGGAUUUUCACUAGUAAGGCACUGAAUACACCUUAAAUUUAAAAAUCACAAGUACGACACUGGCGUCAGUCAUAACCUAAAUUCUACUCGUUUCCCCACUUCCUCUCAAGUGUUCCCAAGCUCUGUUUUCGACAGACGUGUUCGGAUUCCGCUCUGGGACGUUGUCAUGAUCGGUUGUGUUUUUGUUCUUAUACGUAAAUCUGUGUUACUUUUUCUGCGCAAUCUAAAAGCGCAACGUUUUGUUCAUAAUAUAACUGUUGGUUUUGUAUCCAUUCACAUCGAAGUACAUUUUACACAAAAUUAAAAAUUACUUUGACAUUUUAUAUUAAAAUAAAUCAGUUCUUUAAACAUUUCUCAAAAGUUUAAUCUUUUCUAUAGCUCGAGAAAUGUGCUAUCACGUGCCAACCUAACCUAAAAUCUUUUCAUCUCUAACUAUACCGUUGCGUUUAAUCACUUUGAAAAUUCCAUUUAUGAAUCUUCGAUGCUGUGGUGGGCAGUGGAAUUUGUUUCGUUUUAUUGAUUAAAUCGGCGUGGAAUACAUCCAGGAAUAUAAGGAUCAGGAAACCUAACCUCAAAAUUUGAGUGCUCUAUUUCCUUCAAUUCAUCAGGAGUUCAUUUGUGAUCGUAACAACAAUGCAGCUUGUCCACUAUAAUUAGAUUAAAGUAGAAUUUUUCUAUGAUCUACAAAUUCUCAAGAUCUCACUCAAUGAAUGAACAUCUCUCGAAUCACCAAGGGGAGUUGCCGUCAUCUCAAUCUACUGUUUGUGAAGAUGAUCAACAGAAUAAUUCAGUUACUUCGGAACUUGAGAUUCAACAUCUGUCGGGUGGGGGUGCUCUGAAACCGGGCCCUGAUUUUCUUACUGGUGGCUCCUCAUUCUCUAAUGCAGGCCUCCGCGGGGGCAAUAUGCCCACGCCAAUGGUUCCUUUAGGUGCUAAGAGGAAGAGGAAUAAUCUCCAGGGGUCCUACGAUUCAAACUCUGCAAAUACUUCCGCAGGUUCAUUUGAUUAUGUGCCUAAGCGAGCAAAUGAAGCUCCCCAAUCUGAACCGCAGACCACGAGCUCGAAUCUUCUUUCUGAUUUAGGGGAUGAUGUUCCGGACAAUUUUAUCCCUCCUGGACCUGUCUUGUGGGAUCAGGAGGAUUUAGAGUGGCAUAGUGAUUCGGUCACUCCUUUUUACAAUGAUUUUAGUCCUUCGCCUUAUUUAGUUCUCAUGGAAAGUACUCGUAGGGGUAUGAACGUUGGUAAACUGGAUCCUGUUAGUGUUAUAGAUUGGCAAAGUGCCAAUGCUCUUGUGACUUCUAAGGACCUUAUUCUUGCUGGUUUCAAAGUUUUUAUUCCGGAAUCUUUCCUCAGAAAGAAGGGAUUCACUACCGUCUUCCCUUCUUCUAGGUCUAUUAGAGACAUUAUCAGAAUAUGUGAGGUUAAUGAUCUGGCGAAUAUUACUAAUAUUAAGAGGCUGGUAGACGAUCGCAACAACAUUUUAGAUCGUGUCGAAUUUACCUUUAAUGGUCCUACGGUUCCUAGAAACAUUCAAUUAGGCGGUUUUACGAUCCAAAUUACUCCAAUCAUUCAACGCCCUCGUAGAUGUUAUCGUUGUCAAAGAUUUUGUCAUGUGGCAAAUCAGUGCAGAUCAGCAUAUCCUUCUUGUGAAUUCUGCGCUGGUCAACAUCUUACCAAUGUUUGUCCUAAUGGUCACCUCUCUCCUUUGUGCAAAAAUUGUAAACGGAAUCACAUCGCUUCAUCUACUAAGUGUACAAUAUUUAAGAUGGAAUUCGGGAUACGUAAGCAUCGUUAUACCUCCAAUUGUAAUAGAGAUGAGGCCAAAUUAGCCUUUUAUGCCGAAAAUCCAGACCUGGUAAAUAAUCUGCAAUCAAGGGAUGAAAUUUCCCCAUCUCCGCAUAAUUCGCGGGGAAAUCAACAGUUGCCGUUCUCCACGCAGGAAACAGGAACUUCUACUCCUUUAAAUGUUUCCUAUCAAAAUAAACCUCGCGCUCCUGAUCGUAUGAUUGAAAUUUCCAUGGCGCUUCAUGAUCAACAAAUCACUGACAGGCUACAGGUUGUAAAUGCUCUGAUUGAUCUUAACCAAUCACAUUCUGCAAUUAUUUCUGCUCUGCAGGACAACUUGUCUGUCUGUACUCGUAAUGAUCUUGGUCACGCUACGGAUGAGGUUGAUGGAAAUGGAUCCUAGGAAGGAUUUUUCAAUGUUAGUGGAAUUGAACUUUACUUAAUUAUUUAUCUUAUAAGUUAAAAAAAGAGAAGGAAAAAGGAAAAAAAAAUUUUCUUUUUUUCGUUUUUGUUGCUCAUUUUAGUUCUAAUUAUUUUGGCUCAAACCUGAGUCUGACUGAUUUAUAUUUUAAUCAGCAUAUAUAGCCCGAUUCCUUGUAGAUUGCAAUUCAAAGGCAAUUGCUUUUGUAACAACGAUCAAAUUUGAUAUUCGCUUAGGCUUUAAUUUUGAAAUCGGUAUCGUUUGAAGGAGGGCUUUGGAUUUGUUUAUUAUCCUGCCUUGCUCUUUCUAUUACAUUGUUAUUCUUAAUUUUAAUUAUUAAUAUUUUUGUUUCCAAUUCUUA